Molecule: messenger RNA, 1282 nt
Organism: Saccostrea cuccullata (small rock oyster)
Lineage: Eukaryota; Metazoa; Mollusca; Bivalvia; Ostreida; Ostreidae
Product: E3 ubiquitin-protein ligase TRIM36-like
Exons: 3
Molecular function (GO): zinc ion binding
Source: RefSeq, a predicted model, not a curated record
ACAUACUGCAUCGAAUGAUGAUCCCACCAAUGCCCUGGACUUGAUACGAUGUGACCUGUGUGAGACUGCUGUGGCACAGAUGCACUGCGAUACAUGUCUUGUCAACCUGUGUAAGGCCUGUGUGGGAAAACACACGAAAUAUGAUAAAUCCAAAGACCAUAAAUUCGUCAAAUUUCAAUUCUGGAAAUCUACCCCUCUCUACCCUGGAUGUGAAUCUCAUAGCAAACAGCAAUGUACAAUGUACUGUAACCUAUGUGACAUUCCUGUUUGUACAAAGUGUCUAGCAUCUGAUCAACACCUUGGUCAUAAGUUAUCAGAAAUCUUACAGGUUGUGGGCGAGAAAAAAAGCAAAAUCAUCAAAGAUCAAAUUGAAUUUAAGGAAACAAUUUAUCCAACUUACCAGAACAUUGCCUCUGAUAAACAUCCGGAUGAAAUAAACAAGAACUUGUCUGAAAUCAAGGAUGAAAUCGAUUCAGCUGAAAUGGCUUUAGACACACAUGACAUGUCAAAACUAUUCGCUGUUAAAUCCAAUUUAGACAGAUAUAAAAAGCUUCCACAAAAGGUUGUGCCUUCAAAUCUUAAAUUCUUGCCUGGGAAAAUUCAACGAAAAGAACUCAGUAAUCUGUUUGGAACUUUAUUAUCAAGUUCUCUAACUUCAGAUAAACAUGGCUACAGCAUGAAGACAACACAAAAAUCAUCAGAAGCUGGAUCCCCUUCUCCAGUCAAACAGCUGCUUAAUGAACCAGAAACUGUCACCACCAUAGACACUGGGUAUAGUGAACUUUACAGUGUGGCCUGUCUGAGUGAUGAAGGAAUCUGGACAAGUGGAGAUGACAACACCAUGAAACUCUUCAGCAUCGAUCAGGGAUCACUACUCAAGUCAAUCACAACCAAGUCAGGGGACUGGCCAGAGGACAUAGCAGUGACAAAAAGUGGAAAUCUAGUUUAUAGUGAUAUCAGUGAUGAAACUGUGAACAUUGCGAAGAAUGAGAAGAUAGAGGAGGUGAUCAAACUACAGAACUGGGGACCUGAUGGUGUCUGUAGUACCUCCUCUGGUGACCUCCUGGUUAUCAUGAUCAGUGAUGAUAACAAACUGAACCUGAAUAUCUGUGUAUCUGACAGUAGAGCUAAAUCAGUAGUGGUGGUCAAUCAGGCUGGGAAACUGAGAUUCGGGUACACUGGACACACUCCUGCUCCAAAGAACAAACCAUUCUAUCCACUAGGAAUCACCACAGACAGUCAGUGUCACAUCCUUACAGCUGAUCCUAAAAUGACUGCAUAA